This is a messenger RNA of Rotaria sp. Silwood1, 1083 nucleotides long. The record is from the annotation of a GenBank genome assembly. Lineage: Eukaryota; Metazoa; Rotifera; Eurotatoria; Philodinida; Philodinidae.
AUGUUAGCUCGACUUCAUAGACUAACCACAAUAGCAAAACAUAUUGACCCAACAACUCCAUUUGGUGGUAUUAAUAUGAUAUUUCUAGGUGAUUUUGUACAGUAUCCACCAGUGCUUGAUCGACCACUCUAUUCAAAUAUAUUAUCACCCACUGAUACAUUAGCUAAUACUCUGAAUACUAUUAACCAAACUCACAGACAACAACAAAUACGUAAUAAACAUCCAUUAUUUAUGGUCAUGCAGACAAGAUUAAGAACUGGACAAUGUACUGAUGAUGAUCAUGAUAGGUUUUGUAAACGUGUUGUUUCAUCUGAUAAUGAUGUUAAAUCAUUAACAGAAUCACCAUGGAAUUUAGCACCAAUGCUAUAUAAUCAAUUAUCAACAGUUGUCGUUGCGAAUGAUCGUGUCCGAAAUCAUGAUAUUGACAAUAUUGAUUUUCGACGUUUUUUACUUUCAUUACCUGAUAAUAAAACAGAAGGCUUACUAGGAUAUCUACCGAUUGUAAUGAAUAUGCCAGUUCUUAUAACACAUAAUAUCGCCACAGAACUACAUAUUUCAAAUGGUUCAAUUGGUGGACUGGUGCAUUUAGUAUAUGAUAACGAUGAUGAAAACUCAAAUAAUAAUACUACUAAUAAUAAUAUUAGAGAUGCUAAAUUUCCAAUUAAUAUGAAAUAUAUUCAAAAACCAUUAUAUGCUUUUGAAUCGACCAUGAUACCUAUUCUGCCUGAACAAAAAACAAUUAAAAUGGAUCUAAAAUCGUUUGUUACUCCAACGCAAAAAAGACUAUUAAAUAGUAAAACUAGAAUAACUAUUCGUCGAGCUCAACUUCCUAUUGUACGUGCUUAUGCUAUGACUACACAUAAAUGUCAAGGUAAAAUCUUGGCACAUGGUGUUAGCGAUUUAGUUCCUCCACCAUAUGCAAAAUCUGAUCUUGCCAAUGUUUAUGUACCAAUAUCAUGUUUUACAUCUGCUGAUACAAUGACAAUUUUGCGUCAUUUUCCUCGAUCCAUAUUAAAUCAGAAACCACAGCCUGAUCUGGUUAUUGAGCUAGAACGUUUAAAAAAUUUGUCUAACAGUAACUAA